AUGGUUCAGUUCUAUACCGUUGUCGGGGCGCUCGCCUUGACUUUUUCGGCUGUCCAGGCUGCGCCUAAUCUUUCCGCCCGCCAGAACAUCCCCGACCCGGCUGGGGAGAAAAACGUGGGUAACGGGAGGGGCUUGCAGUUUAUCGGCGGCCAAUGUCUCGGCGCGGCCGACUGUGCCUCUGGAUGCUGUGCUAUCCUACCCAAAGGCGGCCAAACCAUCGGCGUCUGCUCUGGUGUUGGUGCUCAGAACCAGGCGGGCAAACAAGGCUGCGGCUUCGAGAGCGGCGUUGGUGCUGGCAACCAAACCCAAGGUGGUAGCCAGGGUGGGAACCAGAACAACACCGGGGGCAACCAGCGCAACGGCGGGAACAACCAAUGCAACAAUCAGGGGGACAACCAAAACAACGGCCAAACCGGCGCCACCAUCCGACCCAGCACCCUCAAGCCCGACCCUGCAGGUGCCGCCAACGUCGGCAACGGCCAAGGGCAGCAGUUCAUCGGGGGCGAGUGCACCAGCGACGCCGACUGCGCCUCGGCGUGCUGCGCCCUGGUGAACACGGGCGAGGAGAGAUUUGGCAUCUGCUCCGGCCCUGCGGCCAACACUCAGAACGGCAAGCAGGUGACAACGGCACGCGACGCUCCGAAAAAUCUCCUCGAGUUCUACGAUGUAAUACGAGCAAAAGGGCACUGUCGCCACGAACUGGCAUCAGGCUUCUACAGCCGCGACAAUGGCCCCAACAACUUUGCCUACUGCGGCGACUACCUCGACAGCGCGGGCGUAAUCUAUAUCCAAGGCCGCUCCGGCGCCCUGGCGAACCUGGACGUAGAUUGCGACGGCAGUUCGGGAGGCCCCAGCGACGACGGCCGGUGCCGGCGCGAGCUCAGCCCGGACCUGCAGAACGCCACCUCGUUCCGCGACGUGCUCGCCAGCUACGGCCGCGCCGGCGUCGCCGAACUCAACCCGUACGUCCACCCUUACGUCGUGUUCGGCAACGCGCCGGCCACGAAAACUACCACCGCAUCCACGGGACGGGGGGCCAAGUCCGGAGCGUGGCGAGCGUUCGACCCGUCCGAGUACGGGAUGCGGCCGCUCGGCGUCAUGGCGGUCGUCUGCCCGACGAGCCGGAAGCUGGUGUACGGCGUGUGGGGGGACAUGAACGGGGACGACGGGGCCAGGCCGAUGGUCGGGGAGGCGUCGCUGGCGCUGGUGACGGCCUGCGGCGGGAAGGGGGUCAGCGGGGCGGACGGGAUCGACGAGGACGCCGCCCUGUUCCUGGGGUUCACGGGCGACGAGGCGGUGCCGGGACGCGACGGCGCCGACUGGGCCGCCAAGGACUUUGACACGUUUGAGAGGAGCAUCGAACGAUUGGGAAACAGGCUGGUGGAGCGUGUCCGGGCUGCAGACGAGGACGCGUCGUGCAGCGUCCGGCCAAGCUGGGCCCGGGUUGCGGCUGUUGCUGCUGCGGUGGUGGGCUCGACAUGGUCGUUAUUAUGA
This is a messenger RNA of Thermothelomyces thermophilus ATCC 42464, 1494 nucleotides long. RefSeq names its product glycoside hydrolase family 75 protein. Bases 1 to 1494 code for a protein of 497 amino acids. Gene Ontology annotation, molecular function: chitosanase activity. The record is from RefSeq and is a predicted model, not a curated record. The transcript is spliced from 6 exons. Lineage: Eukaryota; Fungi; Ascomycota; Sordariomycetes; Sordariales; Chaetomiaceae.